This is a messenger RNA of Corapipo altera (White-ruffed manakin), 2965 nucleotides long. It is a transcript of the gene TM4SF1, whose product is annotated as transmembrane 4 L six family member 1. The record is from RefSeq and is a predicted model, not a curated record. The transcript has 5 exons. Lineage: Eukaryota; Metazoa; Chordata; Aves; Passeriformes; Pipridae. Gene Ontology annotation, cellular component: membrane. Bases 2374 to 2865 code for a protein of 163 amino acids.
ACUAUUGGGAACAUUGUUACACGUUAUGUUUUUCAAUCCAUUUUUCUGGCAUCUUUAGCUCAGGAGCUUGCUUAUAUUUGCUUGGAAAACACUGAUGCAGAUGUUUUAUCCUUUGUCUAGUUAUAAGGAAUGAGAACCUGUUCUGGUGCUAAAAUAGUAAAAGAAAAAAACCAACAACAAAUCAUUGAGUUGGGGAGGAUUAACAAGCUUAGUGCUGGGGACUUGGCAUAGCUGAGCUAUAGAAAUCUAAUUUCCAUGUCAGGACAGCCAGACUGUCCUGACAAUGUGGCAGAGGGCUGAGGAAAGAGAGUUCUGUGGCAUCCUCAGCUCACAGGAGUCUUACAGCAUCAAUGUGCAGCAGGUUCAAAUGUAGUAGCCCAGUGUCCAGCCGGGGAAACUGAGCUUGGUUUGCUUGACUCUGUUGCUGACAGCAUGCUGUCUGGUGUCAUGGGGCUGGGGCAGUCUGUCCAACUGGAUACUUAUUUUGCAGAUAGCCUUCCUCCUGCCCUGCUUGAUUUCCUCUUUAGUGGAGGGAUGUAGGUGUUUCCAGGAUUACUGUUGGCACUAAAAUAUGCUAAUGGAGUUCAGGUAUCAACUUUUUUUGUGUGGCACUUUUCUUUGCUGUUGCAGCUCACUUUCUUCUGUUGAUUAUGAUGAAAUCCCUUUGGGAAUCUCGUUCAGGGUGGAGGUGCUAGAUGUGGUUGUCAUUUACUUUUGUAGGAGAAAUAUGAUACUUCCCAGUUUUCUUUUUCUUGAUAAAAUUCCGUGGUCUUGUGGGGUUUGGGUAGGGGCUUUUUGAUAAACUGCUCCUCUUUACAAUAGGUAAACUUAGGACUUGUCCAAAAAUAUAGCAAGUGUUUCCAAUACACUGUUGAGCUGGAGAAAGUAAUUUCUGUUAUUUCUGUUGGGCUGGUUGAGGAGCUGAUACAGAAAGCUGGAGAAUAUUCAGCUUUUCAAGUUUAAUGUAGAGAACUCUUCUACUGUUUUUGAGAUCUUCUGCUUUUUGGCAUCAGGAAACACUAGUUUCUUUCUAACAUCUCCAUUUUGUGAAAGAAGUAGACUUCUGUCUUCCUGCUGCAACAGAAGAGCCAAAGCAACAAGGACUAUUGAGGUGGGGGGUUUGUUUUAUAGAGGGGCUGCUGGAUCCUUCCAUGUGAAAAUAGCCUUGGUAUUAGAUACCUCAAUAAUUGGACAAGGCAUCUAAUUUUAGCCACUUCUCUCCAUGAAGGGUUAGUGUCCUGCCCUAUGCAGCACUGUUCUGCUGACAGACUUUAACCUGCAGAGUUGAUGACCUGGGGACACAAACCAGUUGCUGUAAUUGUUUAUGAACCGUCUUGUCCUGCCAGGGGAGGAUAGGAAAAUCUUUGGCAGUGGUCCUACCUGCUGGACCUUAGUGUGCUAUCAAAAUUGCUUCACUGCCCCUUUGAUGAUCUUGUCCUUCCUGUACCACUGCUGUAGGUACUUCUAAGCCAGAGCUGAGGGCUGGACCUAGGAUCUAAACUUAGGAUGUAGUCUAGACUUCUGUUGGAUUUAAUAACACUGGGUACUGGAUUUUAAUAUGUGUUCUUUGUCUGUGGUAGGCAUCAGAGCUACAGAAAUUGUCCUGUGAGAGAGAAACAGUGGAGUUUCCCAUGGGCCAUGUGGAAGCACAUGUGAGGGUGUACGCAAUUAUCUCACCUCUCCAAGUGCAAACUCUGUGGUUCUUGUAUAAAAGACUCAAAACCCAAUUCUGGUUUUGUUUACACUAGUGUAAACUCAGAUGGUGCUGGAGCAUGUCACAGGCUGCCCUUGGGCCCUGCUCUUUCUCAGGUUCAGAAGCCUGUGUUUGCCUACUGCUUGUCUGUGAGUACAUUUCGUAGUUUAAAACUCAAUAUGCCCACAAUGCAUUCCAAAAAUCCACUGCUGCUCAACUUGCCAAGCAGUAAAAUUAGGAUUUAUGAAGCAAACAGGCCCACAAAGUAAAAAAGCUCAAGAUUUUUGUAAUCUAUAUGAACUACUAUUGUUGGAGGGGUGUUGGUUCUAGCUGCAGCCUGCAAUGCCUCAUAUGCUUUAUUUUAAAUAUAGCAUUGAUUUUAAAUAUAGGAAAUUCUUGAUUAUGUAAAAUUUUAUUUCAAUCAAGUGUUUAGAAAACCAUUAAGUAGGUUAUAAAUAGAACAAUUUUUAAAUCUAUGUCCCUGUGGCCAUCUGUACGCUCUGCUUGUUGAGGCGGGAGGAAGAGUAUUGGGUGGGGUGUUUUGUGGAGGAGUGGUUUGGGUUUUUUUAGUGUAACACAAUAAAAGGACUUUUCAGUUGAGCAGCCAUCUCCUUCUGCAGAGGAAACUUGCAGGUUAAUGUUUAUGCUUGUUUUAGUCAUCAGAGGUGAGGUGCACAAUAAUGGCCAGCCCGUGUUUCUACAAUUGGAGGAUAUUUCUCAUGAUGAAGGAAGUCUCCAAGGUACUCAUUCCAGCUGCAGUGUUCAUUGGGCUGCACAAUGGGGACUGCUGUGGCUGCUUUGGCCAUGGGGGCUGUGGGAAGAGCUGUGUGAUGCUGUCCUCGGUUCUGGCAGCCUUUGUUGGGAUCCUUGGCUCUGGGUACUGUAUAAUCAUUUCAGCACUGGGCUUGUCUCAAGGACCAUAUUGUUUUACCCACCUACAGAGAAACUGGAUCUAUCCUUUCACUGAUUCCUCUGGAGGGUACUUGUUUGAGUAUAACAAGUGGUCUGAAUGUCAAGAACCUCAAAACAUCGUGCAGUGGAAUGUCACCCUCUUUUCCAUCCUCCUUGUCUUGGGAGGAAUAGAGUUCAUUCUGUGCUUCGUGCAGAUAAUCAAUGGCAUUCUUGGAGGACUGUGUGGGUUGUGCAGUCACGAGGAGACAUAUGUUUGCUAGAAACCUGACAAUGCAUUGAUGUCCGUGCGUGUGUGUAAUGCAAUGAGUAUUCUGUGGAUUUUUUUUUUAAACAUUCCAUGCAUACUGAAAUACACAUUGU